UUCUCUCUCCCCUCACCAGCUCGUGCUCUGUCUCUGUCUCUGUCUCUCUCUCUCAAAAAUAAAUAAACAUUAAAACAAAAGAUGUAAAAAGAUUGAGAUGGGGAAGAAUGAGGUUGAGGAACUCUGGUAGGAUGAUGUGUCCCUUUUCAGGAAGGUAUGAGGCAAGGCCAGUAAUUGUGAGGGACAAGUAGAAGAAGAAGGACUUGAAGAGUAUGAAGUGUGCUCCAGGCCACAACUGGGUAAUCAACCAAAAAUUAAUAAUUGGAUUGUUUUAACAACUGGUUUCACCUGAGGUUAAGGCACAGGGCCCAGAAAGAGGGGGGCAUGGUAUUGCCUAGACAGGACUCCCCAUAACAUCCUGUCGAUCCCUAAAUUUGCAUAAGUUUCCAAGCAUCUCCUUUGCUGGAAGGCCUUCCCUAUCUGCUAAGUCUCACAGUGCAGCUCCUACUAUCUUUCACUCAGUUAUUCCACAGCUCUGCUUGGCACUCUUAUCUAUCAGAUGGCAUCUUUGGGGAUUACACAUAAUUUUUCAGAGCCCCACCACUGUGGGACUCUUGAUACUGCAUAAAAAUGUUAGAACUCUUAAAUUCAUUUCCUUGACUUUCCUCUCUUAACUUUCACUGUAGGUCUUUUGCCUCUCUGUUCUUUCACCUUCCCUUCACCUUUCCCUUCUACCUGUGUAACUGUAUGAUCAUUCUCCUUUUCUUUUUUGAAUCUCUAUUUUAAGGAGUAACAAAAUUCACUCUUACUGCCAGUCGUUUUUUGUAAAUUCUCUUAUCGUUAGUUUCUUUUUGUAUAUGUAUGGAAAUUACUUUUUUCUAAAAAUUUUCUAUCCCUUUUUCCUGUAUGACUUCCCAACUUGAUUAUAUUUCCCAGCUUCCCUUGCCACUAAAUGGGCAAUGUAACUAAAUUUUUGCUCAUAGAAUGUGAGCAGAAGUUAUGUAUGCAAAUAUGCCUCACUUGCUGGAAAUAAAUUGGUUUUCUGGGGCUUCCUGUCAUUUUACUUCCUACAAGCUGAAAUGUGGAGGUUAUGGAAACUUUCAUGAUGGUGAAGAGAAUAAUGGCCUAGGAGAUCAAGAAUCAUUGACUUGGGGGAACCCGGAUCCCUUAAUGAGAUAGGACAAGGCUACCCCAUCACCCUGGGAACUACCCUACCAUUCAUACACACUUCAGAGUAUUGAAUGAAAGAGAAAAUAUUAAGCCACAUAUAUUUUGGUUUCUUCAUCAUAGCAGGUUAGCCUUUAACUUAACUAAUACACAUUUAUUCAUGAAUGGUGACAUAUCGUUAACAUCACGGGAAGGAAAUUUUUUGUGUGUCUUUUAUUUUGUUGGAAAAAAGAUAACCUUUUUGGGUGUAAUGCUGCCAGGCCACAGUCUUUCUGGGUAAUUGUUUCUAUUAAUGACCCAACCAUAAUAACUUCUAACAUGGUUUCUAAAAUGGAGUCCUCUAUAUCUUCUUAUGUAGUUCAAAGAAAAAUUCUGAAGGUAGGUAUUGUUCACAUUCUAUAGAUUAAAAACUUGGAUUCAGAGAGAUUACGAGACUUACACUAGUUCACACAGCUACUUAAGUGAGAGUCAGGUCUCAAAGCCAUUUGGGAACCAUUUACUUUAGUGCUUGUUCCUAGUACAUCACACUGCUUAGUAAAAUUAGAAGUGAUUGAAGUGCCUUUUAAUAACAAAUCCACUGAACUCUAUAGCCAAGCUAAUGAGUCACUUAAUCAAUAGUUAUACAUUGAAUGUCAGCUAUAUUCAGGACAUUUUCAUAAGGAGGAAGGUAAUAGACAUAUCUAGCCUGUUCUCUGCUCAUACAGAAGAACAUAUAUAUGUAAACAGGUGCCACACUGGGGGAAGAGGAAGUAAAAUGUUGCCAAGCCCUUUUCAUGUAUUAGGUACUGAGAUAAUGAGGUAAGUCUUGUCAUUGUUAUAAUUAAGUCCUGGAGAGGUUAGAGACUUGCCCCAAGUCACAUAACCCAAGUAGGUUUCAGGCUUGGGAUUGACUCUGUGUCUGUAAAGACUCUAAAGCUCACUAACAUGGGGGAGCUCCUGAAUGUGACUGAGAUUUAGCAGGGAGUGAUCAUUUUCCUCCAGGAAGUCAGGGAAGCCUUGGUAGAGGUGAUAGAGUUAGAUCUGGGUAGGAUUUGGAUAGGGAGAGAAAGUAUGGGGACAGGGGAAGGAAAGAUAGCUUGGUAAAGGAGCCAAGGUAGGAGUGAAAGAUAGUGAGUGGGCCAGCUCUGUUGGUAGGGGUGGUUUAUGCUGGGAAACAUAGGGACAUUGGCUCCAUGGCUCUAAACUUCCAUGAAAGGCAGUCUAGAAAUGCUAACUGCCUUCCUGACACCCCCCUCCCCAGUCCAUAUGUCUGAGCACAUUGGUCUGAGCACCUGAACCUGGGUCUGCACUGCCCCAGAUUAUGUGAGCUGGGAGAGAGGUUUAGUCCUGCUCUCUGCUCAAGCUUACACCCUUUUACAUAUAUUUGGAUCAGAAGUCUGAACUGGCCUUUGUGUGAACACCAGCGACAGCCAAGUACCUAGCAAAGUGGUACUUAAUUGCUCCUUCAGGGUCCACUUAGAGUAAUAGCUGUGAACAGGUGUCCCAGGUGUCCCCCAUAGGCAGUGACAAACUUUGCUGAAGAUGAGUCACAAAUUCUUGGCAGGAUUAGCUUAAAUAGGGGCAGAAAGCCUUUGUCCGUACUGAUCUCGUCCUAGAUUACAUACUUCUUCAGUGUCACCAUAUUUCCUACCUCAAUCAUGAUUGAUGGAGAAAGGAUGACUAUACAUAAAAUCUAUUAGCUCCACAAAGGGGAAGAAUUUUUUCCAGGUAAUCAGGAGUAUUCUGAAGAUGGCUCAUUCUAUUGGGUGAUAUAAAAGAAUGAGAAAAAUUCUGCCCAUAACUCUAAGUCUGCUUAAUUUUUAUCAUGAACUAUAUAUAAGACCUGAUAUUUUUUGUUUAGCUGACCUACAAUUAGUAACAUUUGUAGAUUUCUCACUCUGUAUUAUUACUAUUUGAUCAGCAAAUGGAAUAAUAGAGCAAAUAGGAUAUAAAAACUGGCUGAGAGUUUAGGGUUUGUAUUCACACCUCAAUCAAAAUAAGAAUCAUUUAGAUUCUUGGUUAAUUUUUCCUUCUCUUGACAUUUUUUGACAUUUGACAUUUGUUUGACAUUAGUUUUAGUGGGACAAUAACGUUACAUAGCAAAGAAUUCUAGGCUUGAAUCCCAAAGUCUUGGGACUAGGUAUUAGCUUUGUCACUAGUAUUCUGUGUGAGUAGGAUAAGUCACUUAGAUACCUUUCUGACUUUACAAUAAAUAGGUUGGACAAGGUCGUCUUUAAAGUAUCUUUCAGAUUUAAACCUGAACAUAUGAGAUUUUGGCAUUUUCUGAUUUUUAGUUUUCUGCUCUUGAGUUAUGUUUACAAUAGGAAUAUUUACCUUCGUAUGUAAUAGAUGGACUUUGGAUUAAUUGGAUUGUGUCUGAAAAUUCUCAAACUUCUUUAGAGAUAAUAAUAAUAGAAGUAGUCAACUUCUCCGUAAUUAAUUGAAUGCCUUAUGACAGCAAUAAUUCUCCACUUCUGAAAUUAUGAACAAUAAAUUGGAACUAAGAUAAAAUGUCACUGAAAGUAAAUUGUCUUUCACAUGAAAUUCAACUUAUUUGUAUGAAAAAUGAAAUGAAAUGAAAUGAACUUUUUAAUUUCAGGGAUUUAAGGACACUUCAUGCUGUUUCUUUAAAGUGAUCAAAUUGCCCAGAUGCAUUUUUCAACGUUUAUUUAUUUUUGGGACAGAGAGAGACAGAGCAUGAACGGGGGAGGGGCAGAGAGAGAGGGAGACACAGAAUCGGAAACAGGCUCCAGGCUCUGAGCCAUCAGCCCAGAGCCUGACGCGGGGCUCGAACUCACGGACCGCGAGAUCGUGACCUGGCUGAAGUCGGACGCUUAACCGACUGCGCCACCCAGGCGCCCCAGAUGCAUUUUUAUGUCCUUUGAAACUUGAGGGCUGGAAGUUCUGGAUUAAAGCCAAUGCCCUAUGAACCUCAGGAGAGAGAGGUCUUUGUUAUUUUCAGAAGAGGAAGCACCUGGCUGAGGUCCAACAGAGACUUCAUGGUCAUUCUCACAGAAAGAGUCUCUGCUCCCUUAUUCUCUGAUCUCCCUGUUGAUCAAUUGGAUGAGGAGACUGUUCCCCUGCCCUGGAAAUUACAGCGCGAGGGUAAUCUCCUCAUCAUUUUGGCCAUCAGCUUCAACUCUGGGCUCCAUACCCCCAUGUACUUUUUUCUGUUCAACUUGGCUACCAUGGAUAUUAUCUGCACCUCUUCCAUCAUGCCCAAAGCACUGGAGGGUCUGAUGUCAGAGGAGAGCUCCAUCUCUUAUGGGGGUUGCAUGGCCCAGCUCUAUUUCCUCACAUGGGCUGCAUCCUCUGAGCUGCUCCUCCUCACGGUCAUGGCCUAUGACCGGUAUGCAGCCAUCUGCCACCCUCUGCAUUACAGCACCAUGAUGAGCAAGGCUUUCUGCAGCAAGCUGACCACAGGUGUCUGGGUACUCUGUGCCUUCAACACAACCAUCAACACUGGGCUGAUGCUGCGGUUGAAUUUCUGUGGUCCCAAUAUCGUUACCCAUUUUUUCUGUGAGGUGCCUCCUCUGUUGCUUCUCUCCUGUAGCUCCACCUAUGUGAAUAGCAUCAUGGUUGUCCUGGCUGACGCCUUUUAUGGCAUAUUGAACUUCCUGAUGACCGUCGUGUCAUAUGGCUUUAUCAUCUCCAGCAUUCUAAAGAUGCGGACUGUAGAGGGGAAGAAAAAAGCCUUUUCCACCUGCUCUUCCCACCUCAUUGUGGUGUGUAUGUAUUAUACCGCUGUCUUCUAUGCCUACAUAAGCCCUGUCUCUAGCUACAGUGCAGAGAAGAGCAAGUUGGCUGGUGUAUUGUACACCAUGUUGAGCCCUACUCUCAACCCCCUCAUGUAUACUCUGAGAAACAAGGAGGUCAAAGCAGCCCUCAGGAAGAUUUUCUCCUUCACCAGAAAUUAAUUUCUGUCUUCUGCAACUUUUGUUGGAGACUGCAUAUUGAAGUCCACGGUGGCCUCAGAGACUCUCCAAUGAAUAAGGCUUUGAAAACUACCACUAAUGAACCAGUGUGAUUACUAGAUUUUCAACAUGCUAUGUAGAGCAAUUAUUGGUAAUCGUCUUGGUUUCUUGCAAUUUUUAUAUUUUCUGCAUCUUGUAAUGGAUUUUUUAAAAAAAUAAAUAGUACUUAAAUGAG
Felis catus (domestic cat) is the source of this 5235-nucleotide messenger RNA. RefSeq names its product olfactory receptor 13A1. Lineage: Eukaryota; Metazoa; Chordata; Mammalia; Carnivora; Felidae. The record is from RefSeq and is a predicted model, not a curated record. Gene Ontology annotation, biological process: G protein-coupled receptor signaling pathway. Gene Ontology annotation, molecular function: olfactory receptor activity; G protein-coupled receptor activity. Gene Ontology annotation, cellular component: membrane. The transcript has 3 exons. Bases 4005 to 5003 code for a protein of 332 amino acids.